Molecule: messenger RNA, 4219 nt
Organism: Xyrichtys novacula (pearly razorfish)
Lineage: Eukaryota; Metazoa; Chordata; Actinopteri; Labriformes; Labridae
Source: the annotation of a GenBank genome assembly
GGAAAGAGCGUAAAGCGACAGCAGUGGUCGGUUCAUUCAUAACAGUAGGACUGUUUGUCUCGAAGCGUGUGAUCAGUUAAGUGAAUUUCUUUUUAUAGAUGUUAAUUGUUAAGUUAGACAAAUCCUACAUAAAUUCGUCUUUAUUUAGCUCUGUACGUUAUGCUUUAACCUGCUGCGGGGAGCUAUAAGAGUAGAGUAGUCUAUUGCGCUCUUAACAAUAGCGAGGCAACCCAGAUACGACCAUGGAUACUGUAUAAAGCGGUUUUUCAUGGCUGUUUCAUUUUUAUUUCAGACUUGAGGAAGGACCGUGUCAAAAUGGCAAAGCGGAGGAUCACACAGGAGACCUUUGAUGCUGCUGUCAGGGAAAACAUGGAGGAGUUUGAGAUGGACCCUGAUGAGGCUCUGAGGGAGGCUGUGGAGCAGUUUGAGUCUCAAGGUGAUGUAGCUGGAGAAGAACAUGUAUGAAAAGUGAUGAGAAUCUUGCAUAAAAAGAAAAAAAAAGAAACUGCCUCAAGACUGCUACCUCUGCUCAGUUGCUGCUCUUGCUGUCCCGAUUAGUUGUCUGAAUGUGAAAUUUUACCUGAUGGAUCAUAUUACACCAGCUGCAAUGAUAACAUUAUCUGCCCACCCCACUGGACAUGUAAACUUUUUAUAUAUUUCACUUAGGACUGGGCGAUAUAUCUCAUAUCAGUCUAUCAAAAUAUGUCACGAUAUAUAAAAUAAAUUUUAACAGUGCUUAUUGGUAGCAUUUCUUUUGUAAUACAAUAAGCUACUACUUCUGUGAGCUCUUUGUGUCUCUUUGACGUCUCGUUCAAAAACACGAAAUACUUCCACACCACCGACGUUUUCAUGCCAGUGUUGUUGACGAUGUCAUCAUCUGUUGUAUGUCAUCUGCAUUUCUGCCGGGGAUAGCACUCAUUUUCUUUUUUUCUCACUGACAGUGCUGUUGGCUUCACGUGUUUAAGUGCUAUGGUUGCAUGUAGCUGCAGCCUGGUACUACACAGACCCAGAGCAACUCCCCUUUUCAUUGGCUAUUCGUAAGGUCUACCAAAACAUGGCAGAAUGCUGACUAUCGAAAAGCAUAUUGACCAUGUUUUAUAUCGAUAUCGAUAAAUCGAUAAAAUAAUUUUCGAUAUAUAUCAUUAUUGUUUUAUCGCCCAGCUCUAAUGACAAGUGAUAAAAAUCUUGCACACACAAAAAAAAAAACUGCCCAAGACUGCCACCUCUGCUCAGUUGCUGCUUCUGCUGUUUUUCUGUUUCCUGUUAUGUUGUUUUCAUUAUUUACCCUGAUCUAUUUUGUGUGUAUGCAGGUGUGGACCUCAGUUAUAUAGUAAAAGCUGCUCCAGCUGUACCAUCUGAGGGCAGCCAAGAAGAGCAAACACAUGAAGUCCUACAGGUAAUUCAGGAGUUACUCUGUGAACAGUGGUUGCUUUGUAAAGCCCAUUGCCCUGAUUCCUUACAUGUCAUUCUUCACUUGCAGACUUUAGAUUCCCUACGAAGUGGUCAAGACUCUGCUGGUGUUUCAGACAUGAUGGCAAAUUUAAAUAGCUUCACUGAGCAUUGCUCUCUUGGAUUUGCCCAACGGUACCUGGCUGCCCAAAAAGGUGCCUAUCCUGUCAUCCUCUCUUACUGCACCAAGAGUGUGGAGGAGCAGCAAGCUGUGUUGGCUGCCCUGGCUGCCCUGGCUGCACUGACAGAUGGACAGCCAGAUUUAUUGGAUGCAGAAGGCCAACAGUUCCUCAUAAAUGUCCUUCAGAAGUACCAGGCAGACUCUUCUCUGACAAGGGUAGCCAUCCGUACUGUACGACACUGCUGUUUGAAACAUGAACAGAACAGGCAGGAUUUUGUGAAAGGCGGGAUACUUCCUCUGUUAACGAGAGCCACCACAAAUCACAGCGGAUGUGCUGAGGUGAUCAAAGAGGCCUCUUUAGCUCUCAGAGUUAUGACCUUUGACGACGAUGUGCGAGUUACAUUUGGACAUGCUCACGAGCAUGCAAAGAUGAUUGUUCUGGAGCACAAUGGACUCAAAGUUUUAAUUGAGGCUGCAAAAGGUAAGGAAGUGGUCAACCAACUUCAGCUCCUUUGGUGUUUUGGGACUUUGGGACUUUUCUAAUUUGUUUGUUCUCCCCUCACAGCUCAUUUCAAUGAUACUUCUGUUCUGAGUGAGCUGUGUGCCACUCUGUCCCGUCUGGCAGUAAGGAACGAGUUCUGCCAAGACAUCUGUGAUCUGGGCGGUUUGAAACUCAUGAUGACGCUCCUUGCAGACAGCUACGAGACUCCGGUAGCAAACUGUAAAGCAAGCAACAAACUGGUUUAGUUUUCAUCUCUCAUGUUUUGUCAUGCUCAUUGUUUUUCAUUUUCCUUGCAGGAGUUGGUUCGGCAAGUCCUCAGUGCAAUACGAGCCAUCGCAGGAAAUGAUGAUGUGAAAGAUGCCGUUGUAAAUGCUGGGGGAGUCCAGCUCAUUGUUAUCGCUAUGAACAGACACAUGGGCAACCCAGCUGUGAGUUAAAUGUUAUUCCUUUGAUUCCACAGAUUUUCGUUUUAAAAAUGAGCUUGAACACAAGUAAAUUCUGUAGAUGUCUAAGAUUGUUGGUUGGUUUUUUUUUGUAGCUUUGUGAACAGGGCUGUGCAUGCCUCUCUGUCCUUGCCUUGCGUAAACCAAACAACUGCAAAGUCAUCAUGGAGAAUGGAGGAGCCCUGGCAGCUGUGCAGGCAAUGAAGGCACAUGCGGAUUCGGUCAAUGUGCAGGUAAUAUGAGGUCAUCAAUAAUUUGUGUCUUAUUUCUCAAAUAGGCCCUGUAUCACCCUGAAAACUCUUCAUGUUCUCUCCUUUUAUAAACAGAAACAGGCAUGCAUGCUGAUGAGAAACCUGGUUUCACGGAUGCAAAACUACAGCCAGCCAAUUCUGGAGAUGGGGGCAGAGGCUCUGAUAGCUCAGGCGCUACGGACACAUCAAGACUGUGGUGAUGUUGGUAAAGCAGCCCUGAGAGAUCUAGGGUGCCAGGUGGAGCUUCGAGAACUGUGGACUGGCAAACAUGGCAGCCUUACAAACUGAAAGUAGAGACCAUCACCAAAAAACGUUAACCUGUCCCAUGGGUGUGCCUAAAAAUUGAAGUUAGGCAUGAAGAAAUAUAACGAUGCCAGGAAACAUAGCAAUGAAUUUGAGUCGAUGUAACUUCUUAGCCAAAAUGUAAAAUGUAGUGGAUGUAGAAAGACACAUUUUUGUUGUAUUGCACUUUUUUCCUUGUGUUUUGUUCACAAAAUGAUCCCAUUAUAAUUUUUAUAUUUGUGUCUGGGUUAUGUAGUAUGACGGAGUGUUAGGGCCACAUUAAGAAAAAAAAAAAUUAGACUUGGAGAAAAUUAAUACUUUGAGAUUAAAGUCGUUAAUUUGCGAGAAUAAGUCAUUACUAACGAGAAUAAAGUCGUACUAAAAUCAUUACUUACGAGAAUUAAGUCGUACUAAAAUCAUUACUUACGAGAAUUAAGUCUUAAUAAAAUCAUUUUUACCAGAAUUAAGUUGUAAUAAAGUAAUAACUUACGAGAAUAAAGUCGUAAUCAACUACUACAAGUACUGUGCUUAUGAAAAUGUGGUGCUGAUGUGCCAAAUGAUUACGUAUCUCCUUAUUUGAGAAACAUAAAUUGAAGUACAUUUUCAUGAAUUGCUCCAUGGCUCUCAUUUUAACAACUGCCAUCUUAAACAACAGGUUAGAAUAAGGACUUUAUUCUGACUUUACUCUUGUAAGUGAUAACUUUAUUACGACUUUACUCUCGUGAGUAAUGGUUUUACUACGACUUUAUUCUCGUAAGUAAUUACUUUAUUACGACUUUAUUCUCACAAGUUAUUACUUUAUUACAACGUUAUUCUCGUUAGUAAUGACUUUAUUCUUGUAAAUUUAUGACUUUAAUCUCGAAGUCUUACAUUUUUUUCCUUAAUGUGGCCUUAAUACUCCGUCGUAAUGUAACAUGGGUAAAUAUAAAUAUAUUUACUGCUAUGCAAAUUACAAAACUGUACUGUUUUGUGCAGAUUUCAUUCCGUUGUUUACUUCCUCAGCCAAUUUUAUUAUGUGUUGAAUGCCUUAUUUAGCUUCUAUUCAAAUUCAACUUGUUUUCUGGCUUAUAUAGCUUUGUUACUGUGUACAGAUGAGUUAUGGGACAUUAAGGGACAUCACUUAAACUUUACUCUGCAUGUCUAUGAUAAAACUCACUUUUCCUAACUGAUA